CAUCGGUGCAACGAUCGCGAAAAAUCAGAAAUUGAGCGACCAGUCUCAAAUGAAAAUUCCUCCGCAUCGGUAAUUCGGAAAAAUCCGCGCAUACGCCAUACUGAACACGCGCAUUAUAUUCAUUAUAUUGCUCUAGAGUACCUCGCCCGCCGUAUUUAGUUAAAAAUAGAAAGUCGACAAAUUUUUUACCUAAUGAAAAAAUCGUAAAAAAUUGCAUUAUUUGACCAAGAAAUUUACAAUUCUGUUGUAUAUUAAAGUUACACAUAAAAAUACUAAGAGAUUGUGAAAACUUUUGAAGUAUGCAAAGAUAUAACAAAAAAAAAACAAAAGUAUUUAUAAUCUUUAUAUAAGUGGCUCGUAGCGAGAAAAUUGGUGAAAUAAUUGCCAGAUCUUAAUGUGAAUGCAGAGCAAAGAUUUAUAAUCGUCUUUUUUGUUGCAAGCAAUAAGGUGCAAAUCGUAAACAUUGGCGCGUGUUUUAUACAAAAUGAAAUAAAACAGAAUCGGUGUAUUUGUGCUGAACACUAACAUACGCCCGCACAUAUGUACGAGCUUCUAAAAACAUACAUACAUACAUACAUAUGUACAUAUAAGCAAAAGUGCUAUCUAUAAACAAGUGAAAAUUUUAGUGCAAACAAAUUAAUUAACGAAAAGUAUUCCCAAUGUGACUGAAAAGUGAAUAAUCAGAGUGGCUAAUGAAGUGUUUGUUUGUAUGUAUUGAUCGAUUCCAACAAUUUCAUUACGAGUGUACAUAAGUUUGAAAAUUGCACUAUUGUUAGCUAUUGUGUUCAUGAACGUUGAUGAAACGUCCAAGUUGACAUAUCUACAUACAUACAUUCAGUUGUAAGCGACGCUAAAAUGUCGAAAAAGCCACGAGGGAAUAUACACAAAAUUCGAGAAUUCGAGUUGGAAAAGAUCCAUUUGGUCGAUGAAUUCGACAUUUUACAAAUUGUGGGUGAAGGAUGGUUUGGAAAAAUCUUGCUGGUCGAACAUCGCGGCUCCCAAACCGAAAUGGUGUUGAAGGCCGUGCCAAAGCCAUACGUCUCAAUUCGUGACUUCUUUAGAGAAUUCCAUUAUGGACUGCAUCUGGGCAUACACCGGAAUAUAGUGACCACAUAUGAUGUGGCCUUCGAGACAGCGGGUUUCUAUAUAUUCACUCAAGAGUAUGCGCCACUAGGUGAUCUCACAUCUAACAUGACCGAUACAGGAGUUGGUGAAGAAUACUCUAAGCGUUUGGCCAAACAGAUCGGUGCGGCCCUGGAUUACAUGCAUUCAAAAGACAUUGUACAUCGAGAUGUGAAACUGGAUAAUGUGCUAAUAUAUCGAUCGGAUUUUACACGUGUCAAAAUAUGCGACUUCGGCGAAUCCUAUCAGGCAGGCACCAUUGUUGAGCGCCGCAACGAAUGGCUCCCCUAUAGUCCACCAGAAGUAUUAGAAAUCAAACCGGAAGGCACAUACACAGCCGAACCCAGCCAUGAUGUUUGGCAAUUUGGCAUUGUCAUCUUUGUCUGUCUGACUGGCUGUUUGCCUUGGCAAAAGGCCGCCUCCGAUGAUCCGCGUUAUGUACGUUACCUAGCGUGGUUUGGCGCAAACAUUCUGCCCAUGCGUCGGACACCGAAACUCUUUAAGUUACUCACUUCGCGCGCUCAGCGCAUGUUUAAACGGUUUUUGGAUCCACGCGCGGAGAGACGACCGAAAAAUUUAACUGAUUUAGCAAAGUUCCUUGACGAUCGUUGGUUAUCAAAAACAGCCGAAAAAGAAAUGGCCGAAUAUGAAACCGAUGAGCUAUGUCCGUCCAUGUAUUCCUUUCAUAGCAGCCCCGAUGAAAAGAACCGACUACUCUACACACUGGCUAAUUGUGGCCUAGAGACAAAUGUCGAUCGGCAAUCAAAGAAAAAUCGCAUCAAAGAUUGGAUCGAGGCAUCCGUUAUCACAGAGGAGGAUGAGGAGGAGCUGGACGAUGCCUCGCCCUCAUCUUCAGUGUCUCGUGAGCCAGUUGCUGGACACAUCUCUUCCAUUCGUGCCACCCUGGAGAAAAACAACGGAUUCAACACCACUCUGAAGGAUGCUGCUCAAAAACAUUUUGACCCCCGCACUGGCGCUUUGCAGGAGGGUCCCAGCGAAAUGGGCGCCAUCACGCAGACACACCAAAAAUCAUACAGUCCUUCAAUUGGCAACAUGUCUACAAUGAAUAACGGUGAUAGCCUUGCCGGCAGCCUGUUGACGUUGGGCUCCCGCCCGGAUCUACUACAAAGUCAUUUAGAAAUCUAUAAUUCUGAUUUCAAUUUGAGCCGUUUAGGUGAGCAAACAAAAUCAGCUCAAUUCUACGGGCAUAACCAAUCGCUUAGCAGCAACAAUUUACUAAUGGCCGACUAUGAAACGGCUUAUAAUUACUCAAAGAAUAAAAGCAGCGGUGCCGUUGCUACGAAAUCUGUUGGCUUAGACACGUAUGGACUGCCAAAUGAACAUAGGAAAAGCGCUUUAAAGCGAACUAAAUCUGAUUCUGUAAAAACCGUUAUGUUCGCUAGUAUGCCUGCUAUCAAUAAUAGUGACGCUUAUGCUGCUGGAUUUAAAUUGCCGCAAACGCAGCCACUAAACAAUGCUACUAAUCAAACGCUAACCAGUGCUAAUGCACCAAAUGCCACAUCUUUUUCUUCAAAUGCAAAUAUUACUAACGAUAGCAAUAUGCUCAUAGGCAGCGGCGAUGCAACGAAGCCCAAUUCAUCUGUGACGUUGUCGGGACUAGCUAAUGCCUUCCAUUCACUUGCCUCGAUCUCACUACCGACUAAGGCAGGCACUCCGGAAAAGCACCAGCAGCAACAGCAACAGCAACAGCAACAAGAACUGCAAAAGCAAGCCCAGCAGCAACUUAAGCAGCAACAGUUCGCAACACAUUAUUUAAAACAACAAGAGAAUGGUUCCUCAGUCAGAGAUAGCGCCUACGGAUCUGCAGAGGUCAGCGAGGGUCCAUCGCGCACAGUAAGCUAUGCCUCGAUGAAACCACAAUUCAAUGGUAAUGCUGAUUAUCAGAAUGGCGGUCAACCAAAUGGUAACCGUAGCCGCGCUUUGAGUCCAGAUGGGCGUCAACGACGGCCAGAGGAACAGCAGAUUUAUAGAGGUGCGCGAACGGGUAGCUUAAAAGAUUCACCCUAUGAUAGGAUCACUGUGACAAAUAAUAAGAACAAUCGAAGAUAAAUUGAGUAGUGCCACCAAAGAUAUCCAUUCAAAUAAAAGUGAUACCACUGAUAUGUCUAGUCUUAAAAGUUCGCUUUUCGUCUUUACAU
Molecule: messenger RNA, 3281 nt
Organism: Rhagoletis zephyria (snowberry fruit fly)
Lineage: Eukaryota; Metazoa; Arthropoda; Insecta; Diptera; Tephritidae
Product: serine/threonine-protein kinase par-1
Biological process (GO): protein phosphorylation
Molecular function (GO): ATP binding; protein serine/threonine kinase activity
Source: RefSeq, a predicted model, not a curated record